Messenger RNA from Cladophialophora carrionii CBS 160.54, 1263 nucleotides. RefSeq lists its product as uncharacterized. The record is from RefSeq and is a predicted model, not a curated record. The transcript has 3 exons. Bases 1 to 1263 code for a protein of 420 amino acids. NCBI's taxonomy places the organism in Eukaryota, Fungi, Ascomycota, Eurotiomycetes, Chaetothyriales, Herpotrichiellaceae.
AUGCCGGGACGGUGGGUCCGAGACGAUUCUCAAAGCCUCUACUACCUCGACGAUGAGGACAGUAUUGAGGCAAUCGCUGAAGCGGUCACCGAACCGAAGUGGCGGCAGCCUAAUGUGCGUCGCCAACAGAGACAUACACAUACCCGAGCACGGCGCCUGCCUCUUCAUCAACGAGGAGCCAAAAGUGUUAAUGAUGACCCGAUUGUACGGAACCAGAAGAGUCCGAACGAUCGCCAUGUAGCGUCGUCACCAAGGCGCGAGCCGGAGCUUGAAGAUGACUGCGACGAAAUUAUGCUGCGGAAUUCCAUUCUCAAGAGGAAAAGAUCUCUCGUAUAUGCUGAUCGCACAAGUCUGCUUGACCAGCCUUUCGUUCAACCUCUGUCAGGGCUCAAUCUGGUCAUGGGGUAUAACACGAGUCUGCCAAGGUCCCGCAUGGACAUGUACAUCACUGUACUACGGCAACUGGUUCGCUGCUGCUCAGAGAGAUCUGUCUUGGGUCAUGACUUGCAACGGGCUAUAACUGCGGAAGCAGUGCUCUGGGCAGUGCGAGAGGCGUGGCCAGCGGCUGAAGGGUACUGGAAUUUGACUGCUACCUUUCGAGGCUUUCUCUAUGCCGAACUCUGGCGAAAUUUCCCUUGCGAGCGGUCGUACACGCAUCUACCUCCGGCGUACCGUCCUACACGGGCUCAGUUGGCGAUACCUCAUUCACCAAUGAUAGACUGGAUGCCGUGGCCAGAUGUUCGAGAUAUGGCGAUAAAGUUCCAGGAUCAGAUAGACCUCGAUGACUUAUUCAGGGUGGCGAUCCACAAUCUUGUCGCACACCGGAGGGGACUGGGACGGAGAAGGCAAUCGUUCCAACAGGAUGUCCUCGAACCGAGCCCCAGAAUCAUCGAGGAAGUGAACGACGAGACCUCGUUCCGUGUCUGGGAUGUUGUUUGUUUGGAGAAUGUCAGAAGCACAAACCCCUUAGCAGCAGAACCCGGUCUGGAGAAGAAACCUGUGCUGCGCACGCCAGAGUUGCGGGCCCUAUCGCGAGCAUAUGAUCUUCAGUAUGACGAAUUCGACACGCAAAAAUUGGACGACGGGUUCUUCGAAGCGUAUCCCUGCCUAUAUGCCGAUACCGCAGCUUCAGGGUGGAAAGUGAGAAGCUUUCCCAACUUGCGACAAGUGGAUGUCGGUAGGCCUGUUACUUUGACUCGGCCCGCUGUAUUCCGCUUGAAGUCGAAGAUCGAGGCGCUGGUUGGAGCCCCAAUCGAGAUUUAG